AAUUAUACAAUAAUUGUACAGAAUCCUUGCUUACAAGUAAAACCACCAGUUCACGUGGAAAUAAGAACCACAAAUUAUCCAUGUGAAAUAAGACAUGUUCCUGGACUAGUAAACAAAUUCACUUGUCUUGAACGUGUCAGACAAGCGGCAUCGCAUUGUGAAAAGCAAUUGAAGCCGUAUUGUGAUCGUAUACCCUACAAUAAAGAAGAUGUAUUCGAAUUAGCACGGAAACACUGUGAAAAUUAUGUUGACCUACACAUGACACGUUCCAUUUUUGGAUCUAAUGCAGUCCACGUGAAACUGAGAAACCGAGAAACUCGAGUAGAAAUGGAAAAAGGAAAUAAAAUACCAGAGAGUUUGAUCAAAUUUUUCCAAGUCGAAUUACCUUGUGGAGAUAAUUGUCCGUUAAACACAAUGGAAAAUUGUCAGAUGCCUGGUGAUAGUCUCCCAUUUAAAUUCAUAUUAAAUUUACUCAUUUUAACCCGAUAUCUAAGUAAAGUUUUCAACUCUUAUGGUGUUCCAAUCUCACCCAGCGAUAGAAAUAACCAACGGUUCAGAUUCCAAUGCACCCAAUUAGACCAUCGAGUAUAUGCCAAGGUUACCAUCUCCGCUGCUACUGAUGAUAAUUUAAAAAGAGGAUAUUUACAGUUGAUGAAACUCUUAAACAAUUGUCCAGUGAAGGGCAGGGUAAGAGAAAAUCACUGUAGCAUUUGCUUCCGCUUCAGUCAUUCGGAAAAGGAUUGUACUUUCUGCGCCGCUUGUCUGGAAGGUGAUCAUCUAAUUGCUGCCUGUCCCUGGUUGCAGAAAGAAAAGCCUGAGCAACCCAGAGUUAACCUUAUAAUCUCGAACUCAAAACGACACGAUUAUCGACAAAAAGAUAGAGUCGAUCAUCCUAUCUUCUGGAAAAACAUUGGCAAUAUAGAUUUCAAGGUUCUGGAUAAAUUAACUCCCAUUGGUCCAGAAAAUAACAUGAAAAGAACCUUAGCCAUCUACACCGAAGGUCUCUCUUCGGAUGGAAAAGCUCACCUGGUAGUUCUUGCCGCUUGGUUCACUAGCGCUUCGGUCAUCUACAGCGACUUCGUUAAACAUACCGACAUCAAUUACCUUACCAUCUCCAGUGUCCAAGCUCAACAAAUCAAAAAUGGUAAUCCAGUGGAAGAAAUCAAAAAGAACAUCCUACUUGCGUGUGCAGAUAAAAGAGUCUUGAUAUUUGACUCUCAUGAUAAGGAGCUUCAAAAAAUUGGAAUCACAUCGGCUGAUUUAAAGGAAUGGAAGAUUGAGGUGGUAAAUGUCCAACACCUGUUUGGAGGUUCGGCGCUACACAAAUUGGUUCGGUUCUACUUUCCAUCUUCACAAGAACUAAAAAGAGAUAGUGAUAAUCCAAUGAAUGGUCACAAUCCUGCUCUUGAUGCCUGUUUUACUAUAAAGUUAUACCGAAAGUAUUUGAGCUUCGUAAAAGAAAAUGAACACAUUCCAGCUCCUGAUGAAGUCUCAUCCUUCGUGAAGAACUUUAAACAUUGGGAAGAGGACAAUAAAUUCAUCCAAAUUCUGAAUAAACCAUGUUCUUCAUCAUGGUCUUCUCAAGAUCAACAAGGACCAUCCCCUUCUUCUACAAUAGGCUUUACACGAAGUACCAGUCAAGUUAAAACAACAUCGAGAUCCAUUGAUCAAGUUGGUUCAAGAAAGAGAAAAAGGAAAUCCAAUAAAGGAUUCAAAUUACCUUCCAGUGAUAGCACCGACUGA
This is a messenger RNA of Panonychus citri (citrus red mite), 1743 nucleotides long. RefSeq lists its product as uncharacterized. The coding region runs from base 259 to 1743 and encodes 494 amino acids. The record is from RefSeq and is a predicted model, not a curated record. The transcript is spliced from 2 exons. NCBI's taxonomy places the organism in Eukaryota, Metazoa, Arthropoda, Arachnida, Trombidiformes, Tetranychidae.